AUGAUGCAUUCUGCAUGGCGCUUCCUUCUGCUCGGUGCGGCUCGCGUGGCUUCUGCCACAUGCACGGGCUCCAGCAUGAUGUGUGAUGGCGAGACCAGCAAGAGUCAGUGCGAGUUCUGGAGCGGCUGCACGUGGUCGGACUCCUCCUCCGGUGGCACGGGGUGCAAGGGCUCCUUGAGCGUUUGCGGCCGACAGACGACCGAGGCCUUCUGCCGAGUUUGGGCUGGAUGCACCUGGGAGGGGGGAAGCAGCGGAGGCAGCGGAAGCACUGUUACUGGAGGCACAGGAGGCAGCUUGAACUUCUGCUUCGCCAAGAUCGAUGGGGGCUACUGCUCUGGCAGCACCGCGCUCACCUGCACCGAUGGGCGCAUUACCGCCUCCUCCUACUGCAGCGGGGGCGACUGCGAAGCGGCCUUUCAGAAGUCGAGCUGUGGCUCGGCCACCUUCUGCUCGGGGAAGAUGGCGGGCAUCUACUGCGACGGCCAAUACGUGAAGGAGUGUACAUCUGGUAAUGCAGCGCCUACACUUCUGCAGGACUGCCGGACUGCCGGCUGCAGCGAGCAGCUGCAAAAGGCCAGCUGCGGCACUUUCAACUUCUGCAACACGAAGCUGAGCGGCAGCCACUGCGACGGCGACGUGGUGAAGUCCUGCCCCAGCGACGACGUGGUCGCGGUGUGCCGAGGUACCUCCUGCCAGGAGGGCCUCAACGUUGCCAGCUGUGGGGACGCGAAUUUCUGCCGCGCGAAGCAGGAUGGCCGGUUCUGCGACGCGGGCUACCUGAAGACAUGUGCCGACAACCUCCAAACAGACCUGCUAUAUUGCGGCGGCGUUUGCGAAGAUCGGUUCCAAAGUGGGGAGUGCGGCACCGCAAACUUUUGCGUGGCGAAGACGACCGGAGAUUAUUGCGAUGGCCAGAUCCUGAAGCGCUGCGAGAGCGGGGACGUGAAGACCAUGUACUACUGCGAGGGAGGCUGCAUGACGUGGUACACCGGGGCCGCCGGCUGCGGUACGCCGGACGGCUCCGGGCUCAGCUCCGGCGCGAGAUCCUCGUCGACGGCGCUGGCGGCGCUGCCUUUGCUGGGCCUCGCCAUGUGA
Effrenium voratum is the source of this 1095-nucleotide messenger RNA. The record is from the annotation of a GenBank genome assembly. NCBI's taxonomy places the organism in Eukaryota, Dinophyceae, Suessiales, Symbiodiniaceae.